Messenger RNA from Episyrphus balteatus (marmalade hoverfly), 1110 nucleotides. Its product is annotated as nose resistant to fluoxetine protein 6-like. The record is from RefSeq and is a predicted model, not a curated record. The transcript is spliced from 5 exons. Lineage: Eukaryota; Metazoa; Arthropoda; Insecta; Diptera; Syrphidae. Gene Ontology annotation, molecular function: acyltransferase activity, transferring groups other than amino-acyl groups. Bases 73 to 1110 code for a protein of 345 amino acids.
GUAAGUUAGAAAACUCUAAACCUUACAUAAGUCUAAUAGUAUCAUUUCAGAAAUGGAAAACUUAAUAUUCUCAUGAUGUAUGUCCAUCGUUACAUCCGUUUGACACCAGUUGUUGGAGCUGUAUUACUGUUUGCCUUCAGUAUCAAUGAAUUGUUGUAUGAUGGACCGUUUAAAUACAUAUCAUUAGAGAAGAAUGAAUGUGACAGUAGUAAUUGGUGGCCAAUUCUUUUAUAUAUUUCGAAUUAUUUUCGAGUAUCAACUUGUUUUGAUCAAACUUGGUAUUUAGCAGUUGAUUUUCAACUUUAUGUACUUUCACCACUGCUGUUGAUUCCAAUGUGGAAAUGGGGAAAGAAAUUUGUACCUGUUUUGGUUAUUAUGUGUAUAACUGCUAUUGGAUGUGUUAUGGCUGUUUACAUAUCCAAAGAAUUUACGAGUCUUAUUACUGGAACUUAUCCAGCAGAAUGGAGUCUAACUUAUAUUCCAACUCACACAAGAUGUCCACCAUGGAUAGUUGGUUUCGGAUUUGGUUAUUUCAUGCAUAUCAACCGAAACAAUACCAUACGACCACCAAAGAAAAUUCAAAUUUUAGGUUGGUUAAUAAGUUUCUCCAUCCUCAUAGCCAUAAUAUUCGGUCCAUAUUUCACAAUUAACGCCAAUAUGGAGGGAACUGUUUUAGAAGCUGCAUUUUACGAAGCUUGGAAACGUGUUUCAUGGGCAAUUGCAUUAACAUGGAUUGUAUUUGCUUGUCAUUUUGGAUUCGGUGGAGUAGUUAAUACAUUUUUGUCACAUCCUUUUUGGCAACCAUUGGGACGUUUGACAUUUUCCUUGUAUUUAAUUCAUAUGACAGUUGUGAGAAUUAAUUUUGGAAAAAUUCGUACAGAAUUGCAUUAUUCAAACUAUAAUUUGGUUUGUUUUAUUCUUCUAUUUUUGGGAUGUUUUGGAAUUUCAUUAAUGGCGGCUAUAAUUGUAACAUUGACUUUUGAAUCACCAGUUUUGGUGUUGGAAAAAUUCCUAUUCAAUCGAAGAAAAUCAGAAACUAGUAAUAUUUUGCAAAAUCAACAAACAAUGCAACGUGAUCUCCGUCUUCAGAUGCCUAACAAGAAUUUCUGA